AUGAAGACAACGACGCAUUUGUUAUUGUGCACGAUCGGAGCGAUUUGCAUCGUGCAUAUUGAUGCGAGCUGGAUGAACGGCCUGCUAGGAGGUAACGGAAUGAGUCCUGGAAACGGAUGGUUGAGAAACUUGAUCAAUCCAAAUCAUCAUCACGGAGGUGGAGGAGGCUGGAAUCCUGGCGGUGGUGGUCAUAGAGGUGGGGGUCAAGGAGGUGGAGGUCAUGGGGGUUGGGGAGGCCAGGGUGGUCAAGGAGGAGGAUGGAGAGGUCAGGGUGGUCAAGGAGGAGGAUGGGGAGGGCAGGGUGGUCAAGGAGGAGGACGGGGAGGUCAGGGUGGUCAAGGAGGAGGAUGGAGAGGUCAGGGUGGUCAAGGAGGGGGAUGGGGAGGUCAGGGUGGUCGAGGAGGAGGACGGGGAGGUCAGGGCAGUCAAGGAGGAGGAUGGGGAGGUCAGGGUAGUCAAGGAGGAGGACGGGGAGGUCAGGGUGGUCAAGGAGGGGGAUGGGGAGGUCAGGGUGGUCAAGGAGGAGGACGGGGAGGUCAGGGUAGUCAAGGAGGAGGAUGGGGAGGCAAUGGAGGUAAUAGUGGUGUGGGUAUAGUAGCACCACCUGGACCAACAAAUUAA
Molecule: messenger RNA, 621 nt
Organism: Anisakis simplex (herring worm)
Lineage: Eukaryota; Metazoa; Nematoda; Chromadorea; Rhabditida; Anisakidae
Source: the annotation of a GenBank genome assembly